This is a messenger RNA of Filobasidium floriforme, 1901 nucleotides long. RefSeq lists its product as uncharacterized. NCBI's taxonomy places the organism in Eukaryota, Fungi, Basidiomycota, Tremellomycetes, Filobasidiales, Filobasidiaceae. The record is from RefSeq and is a predicted model, not a curated record. The annotation marks the transcript as partial. The transcript has 7 exons. Gene Ontology annotation, biological process: mRNA processing; primary miRNA processing. Gene Ontology annotation, cellular component: nuclear body.
GUAGGCUUGCCAAAACAUUACCUGAAGUACAAAGAAAACUUCAAGGCUCGUCAGUUGUGGUCUUUAUACCUCGUUCACAAAGACCAAGGCUGGUUCAAGGAUCGAUAUUCGAACGAACGGGAUUUCGUCAACAUGCGCAUAGAAAAUACGAAACGAGGCAAGGCAGAGACGGUACGCAAGUAUAUUGCCGCCCUGACGGAAGGACAUUGGGACGAGAUCAACUAUGAGGCUUCUCGUGAGUCCGAGAACAAAAGGCUUCCAAACGGCUUGAGCGUAUGGGGACCUGGAGAGCCUCAGGGAUCCGACCGAGACGUGAUCGAGAUCGAACACCCUCCCAAGCAGCUCUUUAUCAAGACUGUGCACAGUAAUCAUAGCCGGUCAUCGUUGGAAGAGGCUUUCAAGAGGGUGAGCGGGUACCAGUACCUCGCUCUGAGUGAUCCUUCGCCCAAGAAGCAAUACGCACGGGUAGGAUGGAUUCAAUUCGGCCAGAACACCAAUAUGGACUCUGCGCUCGCGGCACUCGACAAGGUCAAGGUCGGCGGUUUCCAGCUCAAUAUGGUCAAGAACGGCGAACCCUUCAUCGGACGAGCGCGUUACACCCCCUCCCUCUCCUGCACGCUCGAACGAAUGCAACACGACUGCCAACAAGCGAAAGCGAUGGCAUUGAAACUGGAAUCCGACCUGUUCUUGGCUACUUCGGAAGACGUCGAUGAGGACGACGAGAUGAAGGACGACAAGCCUAAUCAAGAAAGGCUGAAAGAGGCGACCGCCAACUCGCAACUUGCCGAGGCGGUUAGUGGGCGCGUCGAGGAGCGGAUCAAGAUGCUGUGGGAAAACAACGGCCUCGUCAAGCCGGAAGAGCAGAUGUCGACGGCGGAGUUGCACGAAAAGGCUAGAAUCGAGUUGGAUCAUUGGUUGUCCUACCUGCGAAACGGGUUGCAUACGUGCUAUUACUGCGUGGCCCCUACUGACUACGCCGAAGAGCUCUACCGCAAGUGCAUCCGGCACCUGCGCAGUCCGCUCGCCCAGGACACGGAAGAGAUUGGUGCGGAUGUCGCCAUGGAGGACGUUGAUGAAAAGACUAGCCGUACCAAUGGCCGUGGCGCCGUCAAACGCAAGGCUCACGACCGCAACACCAAAGCCGACGUUUGGGCCGAGAAGCGAUGGUCGGAUAAUGUCGAUCACAAGAUCAAGCUGGUCAUCCUCCCCCGGGACAAGAUCGAGCUGGAAGAGUACGGAGCCAAGGAGAGGCAAGACUACCCCGCCUACAAACGUCUCAUCGAGGCAAACAUCAGCGUCGACGACCCUAAAAAGAGCCGAUGCACCAUCUGCAACAAGCCAUUCAAAUCGGCAGACUUUGUCGCUCGUCACAUCGUGUCUCGGCAUCCAGAACUGCUCCAGGAACUGCCGGACCUCGCUGAAUUCGAGGAACGCGUCAACAAAGACUAUCCGAUGUUCAACAACUUUGCUCUCGACCCUCAGCACCUUCCGCCUACGUUGACCUAUCCGGCCUCGGUCGAACAACGCAUGCCGCACCUUCCUGCUGAACUCCUCCCGACGAGCCGGGAGCCCGGGCGUCGGUCCGACCACUACCGUUCGGACGAUCACGGGAGGGGAAGUAUAUUCAACAGGCUCGGAGGGUACGCGGCAGGAGGUCCAGAUGCAGGGCCGAGGGAACCACCCGCCAAAAUCAAGGAAGAUCCUCGGGCGAGACGAGGCAAGAUCUCUUACGUCGAUUUGGACGCGCUUACCGUCAAGGCUGAGCCAGAGCCGGUCGAAGAAAGCGGCGGUCUGCCUUGGUAGAACGCAAUCUACGCAACGUCGUCCCGCAUGACCGACGUAAAAUUCGUAAUGUGUACAUGGUCAUCGAGCGAUAGCGAUGCAAUAUAUGAUGAUACAGU